Molecule: messenger RNA, 1674 nt
Organism: Aspergillus clavatus NRRL 1
Lineage: Eukaryota; Fungi; Ascomycota; Eurotiomycetes; Eurotiales; Aspergillaceae
Product: putative sucrose transporter
Exons: 2
Coding region: 1-1674 (557 amino acids)
Cellular component (GO): membrane
Molecular function (GO): sucrose:proton symporter activity
Source: RefSeq, a predicted model, not a curated record
AUGAGCAAGGCCCUGCUUGCAUUUGUAUGGAUCGCCGGGCCUUUAACAGGUACACUCGUACAACCGUACAUUGGGAUUCGGAGCGACAAUUGCCGGAUCUCCUGGGGUAAACGGAAGCCGUUUAUGGUUGUUGGCGCUGCAGCGACUGUAGUGGCCCUGCUCACUCUCGCUUGGGUGCAAGAGAUCGUCAGAAGCUUCUUGAGAAUCUUUGGCGUUGACCCUGCCUCUACGGGGACUCGGACGACGAUCAUAGUCGUGGCAACUGUCUUGAUGUACUGUCUGGAUUUUGCUAUCAAUACUGUUCAGGCGGGCAUUCGAGCUUUCAUAGUCGAUAAUGCACCUCAUCACCAGCAGGAGUCGGCGAACGCCUGGGCUAGUCGCCUCACUGGUGUGGGGAAUAUCCUUGGAUACAUUUUUGGCUAUCUCGAUCUGCCUCGCAUCUUGCCAUUUUUGGGUAACUCCCAAUUCAAAGUGCUCUGUGCGUUGUCGUCGUUGGCACUGGGCAUAACCCUGGCCAUUAGCUGUUCUUACAUCCAGGAACGGGAUCCAAGACUCGAUGGGCCGGCCUCCUCAGCCAGCCUCGGACUGGUCGGCUUUUUCCGACAGGUUUUCAAGUCCAUCAGGCUUCUGCCUCCUCAGAUCGCCAAGGUCUGCGAGGUUCAGCUCGCCGCCUGGGUUGGCUGGUUUCCAUUUCUCUUCUACGCGACGACGUACAUCGGGCAGCUCUACGUUAAUCCGAUCUUCGAACAGCAUCCGAACCUCUCGGACAGCGAUAUCAACAAGGCCUGGGAAGAAGCGACUAGAAUCGGAACAUUUGCACUGCUGAUAUAUGCUAUUAUCUCAUUUGUUGCGAACAUCGCCUUGCCACUGUUUGUCGUUCCAACUUACAAUAAGAACAGGGUCGCAAGCAAUGAGCAAUCGUGCUCGGAAAGUGCUGAGGAAGAGGAGCCGUGUCUUGAAUCGAGAAGGUUGUCGAUCUCGAGCAUAGAAGUUGGAGGUAUCCCUUCUGAGCCUCCUCUGGAAAGUCUGGGGGGCAAGUAUGUCGGGAAUGAAGAGGCACCAACAUGGUUGUCCAGACUCCAGAUUCCGGGACUAACACUGCGUCGAACCUGGCUUUUAUCUCAUGUCCUAUUUGCCGUUUGUAUGUUCAGCACCUUCUUCAUCUCUUCUUACCAAGCUGCAUCGAUAGUCAUCGGUUUCGUCGGCAUCUCGUGGGCCCUGACCCUCUGGGCGCCAUUCGCCUUGAUCUCCGCAGAAGUGUCGCGAAUCGAUGCGGAACGUCGAAUUCGGCGGCAUCAAGCAGAGAUGGCAGUACCUUCUGGAUCUCACUCUCAAGCGGUGAGCAAUGCUCAACCGGAUGCCUAUGGCAACUGCGAUGACAACAGUGACUGCGAUGACGAUCUUGAAAACGGUACCGGUCCGCGACGUGCAAAGGGCCAGGAAGAGGACGACGAGAACCUCGCCCAGGCCGGGAUUAUCCUCGGAUUACACAACGUCGCGGUCUCUGCACCUCAAAUACUGUCUAGUCUUGUGUGCAGCGCCAUCUUUAAAGCAUUUCAGAAGCCUCGGGGAGAGCCCUGGGAUGACAGUGUGGGAUGGGUGCUGAGAUUCGGAGGAUGCGCUGCGUUGAUUGCAGCCUGGCUGGCCAGUCGCCUUCGAGAUCCUGGAAUGUAG